GCUGCUAUUCCUGGACCUGAGUGUGUUUUUCCAGUCGCACAGAGGAGAGCGGGCUGAGAAUGUCCUCGUGUCAGGCUCGUUCAUUUCCCGCGUUACAAAUACUAAAAGUGGAUACAUUGCACACAACGCUGGGCUCGAGUUCAUCAGGCUCCAGAUAAACAUGUCCUCAUCGUAUGCUGCUACGAUAGCAGCGCUGAUUACAACAAACUCUUAUAAUCCACCCAUCAAAACCAGGACCCACGCCACUUCUAACACAGCACGGACUCGUAAGCCUAGCCAGGAUCACCGCUGCCCUCAAACUGUACAGAGGAAUGCUGUUUCACCUGAGCCUCAGGGAUUUUACGAUGAGCAACAGGAGAAUCCUGCUGACUAUUGCAUAGGUGGUUACUACCCUGUAGAGAUUGGAGACAUUUAUGUUGACCGUUACCAAGUUGUUAAAAAGUUGGGAUGGGGUCAUUUCUCUACUGUGUGGCUCUGCUGGGAUAUGGUGAAAGGGCAAUUUGUGGCUCUGAAGGUGGUGAAGAGUGCUCAAACAUUCACAGAGACGGCACUGGAUGAGAUCAAACUUCUGAAAUGCGUAAGAGACAGCGACCCCAAAGAUCCUAAACGAGACAGCAUAGUCCAGCUCAUUGAUGACUUCAGGGUGACUGGAGUGAAUGGAGAGCAUGUGUGCAUGGUUCUGGAGGUUCUUGGGCACCAGCUGCUGAGGUGGAUCAUCAAAUCGAACUACACAGGCCUCCCUCUUCCCUGCGUUAAGAGCAUCCUCAGACAGGUUCUUCAGGGUUUAGAUUACUUGCACACUAAAUGCAAGAUCAUUCACACAGACAUCAAGCCAGAAAACAUCCUUCUGAGAGUGGAUGAGGUUUAUGUUCAAAAGCUCGCGGCCGACACCAAGCUGUGGCAGAUGCCCAGGUCUCCUGUAUUCACCAGCACCUCAGUGAACACAGUUUCCAGAGAAAAACAGAGUGCGCCCAAGUUACUCGGAAAGCUGACUGGGGUUUUCCACACUCUUGGGGAGUGGUCCAGCAGGAUUUCCAGAAGUCCAAUUAAGCGACUGACGAGGAAAGACAGAAGCCGACGAGGCAAGCCUGAUGUGUCCGUUUCUGUCGGUGCUACCUCUAGCACCCAUGGCUCCACUUGUCACUCUAAGCUAACAGGUUCUAACAUCACUGUAAGAAGACAGACUCUGCUGUUGGAAGACAGAUUGAAUUUAGCUGCACACAGCCUCAGAGACUCCUUCUGCUCGUGUCCAGACCUCAGCACAGAUGCUGCUGUCUCUGGAUCCAGAUCAUUGUUAUUACAUCAAACUGCAGACAGAGAUUCUCUGCUACCUUCACCAUCAUGUCCACAAGGCACCAGUGACUCAGAUGUUAUUCUGGACCUACUGAAGCCUCACAAUGCUGACAAAAUCCUCAUCAAGAUUGCUGAUCUAGGCAAUGCCUGCUGGGUGCACAAACACUUUACCGAAGACAUCCAGACGUGUCAGUAUCGUUCUGUGGAGGUCCUGAUUGGUGCUGACUAUGGCACACCCGCUGACAUCUGGAGCACUGCCUGCAUGGCUUUUGAAUUGGCCACAGGGGACUAUUUGUUCGACCCACAGUCAGGAGCCACAUUUUCCCGCGAGGAAGGUUUGUGGUGUACACAAAUUUCUCUUGUCCUUGAUUUAUGUGCUUAUAGUACGGUGUGUACUCAUGUCCUUUCAGAUCACAUUGCCCACAUCAUUGAGCUACUAGGACCUCUUCCAUCAGAGUUUGCCCUCUCAGGGAGAAAUUCUAAACGAUAUUUCAACUCUAAGGGACAUCUGCGACACAUCUCAAAGCUGAAACCAUGGGGCCUGUUUGAGAUCUUGCUGGACAAAUAUGAGUGGUCACGGGAGGAAGCUUUACAGUUCAGUUCCUUUCUCUUGACAAUGUUGGAACUGCUGCCAGAGAAAAGAGCCACAGCUGCCCAGUGUCUAACUCACCCCUGGAUUGCCUUCUAGACACACUGGCUUUGUGACAUUUAGAGCCCAGUGAACUAUCUCUGUGAUGGGAUUUGGUCAGCGGUGGGUGUAGCCUGGUGCUGGCAUCAUGAGCACAGCUUUUGAUAAUGUUUAUUAGCCUGACUUGGGUUGUUUGGUCUUUUGUUAGCUGUCUAAGUUAGGCAAUGACCAAAGUACAAUUUUGUCCUACAAGAAAAGUGCCUCAAACCAAGCGUACAAUAUCCUUAAGUUUUGAUAACAGAACAGAAGAUUUGUUUUAUUUUUUCUUCUAAAAAAGCAAAUGAAGACCUCCCCUUCUUUAUACCCAAGUAUUGAAAUGGCAACAGUGUAAAGCAGGAUUUAUUAUCCCGCAAAUAUGUCCAUCUGCGUACACAUUUCCAUUUGGGCAGAGGGGGGAGAAGGGUUUUCACCCACCCCAGAUGUGCUCCAGUGCAGUCCUCCAAGAUCCUAACUGCAUGUCGCUGGAUGCAGAUGAUGUAAGCAUCUGCUGAAUGCUGAUUGGUUGACAAGUGGGCUGGAAAAGAGAAGGGAGCAACAGCAGAGUUCACCAGGAACAGGAGAUAAAAACUUCAAAGAUAAAAAAAAAUGCGUAAUGAAAAGCACAGAGAGUGGCUACAGUGGACAUGUUUCAUUGCUUUUACUACUCUGUUUCACUUCACCUCUUUCUAUGUUGUAACUUUGCUUUUCUCUGUGGCUGGUUGAUGGAAAAACAACAACAUGAGCGACCCACAGACCAGUUGUACCACAUAUUUGUAUACUGCCUCCAUCUGGCAACAGAGCUCUCUGCAGGCAGAUGGGCAGUCCCUGAACCAGAGUAGACAACAAAUGCUCCCUCUGCUAGCUUAUAAAUCCCACUUAGGUCUGAGGUGUAGAAGGGGUGUCUUCACACAGCUCAAGUAUCAAAUUAAAAUUAUGAAAUGUAAAUAGGAUAAUUACCCACUAAGAAUAUCAGGGCAAACACCUACAAAUGAUAAAGGUGAUUUAAUCAACACACAUAUUUAACCCUAAUAAAUGAUGAAAUGCUAUGCACAACAAA
This is a messenger RNA of Maylandia zebra (zebra mbuna), 3017 nucleotides long. Its product is annotated as SRSF protein kinase 3. Gene Ontology annotation, biological process: regulation of mRNA processing; intracellular signal transduction; peptidyl-serine phosphorylation. Gene Ontology annotation, cellular component: nucleus; cytoplasm. Gene Ontology annotation, molecular function: protein serine/threonine kinase activity; ATP binding. NCBI's taxonomy places the organism in Eukaryota, Metazoa, Chordata, Actinopteri, Cichliformes, Cichlidae. The record is from RefSeq and is a predicted model, not a curated record.